This is a messenger RNA of Alternaria triticimaculans, 807 nucleotides long. RefSeq lists its product as uncharacterized. Gene Ontology annotation, biological process: transmembrane transport. Gene Ontology annotation, molecular function: transmembrane transporter activity. The coding region runs from base 1 to 807 and encodes 268 amino acids. NCBI's taxonomy places the organism in Eukaryota, Fungi, Ascomycota, Dothideomycetes, Pleosporales, Pleosporaceae. The record is from RefSeq and is a predicted model, not a curated record. The transcript is spliced from 2 exons. Gene Ontology annotation, cellular component: membrane.
AUGGCUGAAGAAGUAAAGAACGCAUCCAAGGUAGUGCCACGAGCCAUCCAGAUUAGCGUGUUCCUCAACGGCGCACUUGGACUUGCUAUGAUGGUCGCAUACCUCUUCUGCCUGGGGGACCUGAAUGAUGUUUUGGAGAACUCAGUCACUCUUGGAUAUGCUUACCUCUAUGUCUUCUUGAAAGGCACUGGAUCUCCGGGCGGGGCUAUGGCCAUGGCAUUGAUCAUGUGGUUUCUUGGAGUCUGCUGCCUGGUAGGUCUCAUGGCCGCAACCUCGCGGCAGAUGUGGUCCUUCGCAAGAGACAGAGCCGUGCCGUUCUCAGCGCAGGUCACUAAGCUCAAUCCUGCAACUUUGAUCCCGGUCAACACGAUCCUUAUCACAGCUGCCGUUAGCGUGCUCCUGUCGUUCAUCGCGCUCGGCUCCUUCGUCGCUUUCAGCAACAUCGUCAACCUCAGUAUCGGCGGCCUUUACGCUUCAUACUUCAUCGUAUGCGUCCUUCUCCUUUGGCGGCGUCUCAAGGGUAUCAGCCCGUACAACUCGCGUGCCGCAAUGGUCGGACCGGAGACACUGCAAUGGGGUCCAUGGAGAGUUCCCGGUAUGCUGGGCGUGGCCAACAACAUCUUCGCCUGCAUAUACCUGUUUGUGAUGUGGUUCUUCUCGUUCUGGCCAGGUUCCGUUGAGGUCAAUGCACAGUCGAUGAACUUCAGCUCAGUCACGUUUGGAGGAACCGUACUCUUUGCCGUUAUAUGGUAUUUCGUAGGAGGUAGAAAGACAUAUGUCGGGCCCAUCGUCGAGGUAGUGCUGUAG